Aspergillus welwitschiae is the source of this 357-nucleotide messenger RNA. RefSeq names its product glycoside hydrolase. The record is from RefSeq and is a predicted model, not a curated record. NCBI's taxonomy places the organism in Eukaryota, Fungi, Ascomycota, Eurotiomycetes, Eurotiales, Aspergillaceae. Bases 1 to 357 code for a protein of 118 amino acids. Gene Ontology annotation, biological process: carbohydrate metabolic process. The transcript is spliced from 3 exons.
AUGGCGGUUUCAGCUUUUACUCUCUUCUCUUCUGGGAUCUUAUUCUUUCUAAGGACUCCACGUCUCCAAAAAGACGACACGGGAGCCGACCCAAGCCCUAGUUAUAGAUCCAUUGCCUACUCUGUCAACUGGGGAAUUUAUGGUCGCAAGUUUGAUCCGCAAGACCUUCCCGUUGAGAGGCUUACUCAUGUCCUCUAUGCAUUCGCAGAUGUGCGGAAUGAUACUGGAGAUGUGUAUCUUUCUGAUACCUAUGCAGACUUGAAGAAGCAUUACCCCGGUGAUUCCUGGUCUGAAGCAGGUAAUAAUGCGCCUUCUGCUUCCCUUCCAAAGACAAAGAGUGCCUUCCCUGAGCUCUAG